CACCUGUGUCCCACCACGGAUGAUGGAGGAGGGUUAAUUUUGCGAUAUGUUGAACCAUAAAAUCAUCACAGCUUCGUCUGGACAGAAAAACGUCACUCUGACAUGUCGCACUCCUGACAACAACAACAUAGUUGUGAAGUGGACCAAAGCUGACAUGAAAUCAGAAUAUGUGCUUUUGUACCGAGAUGAAGUGUUUGUGCCAGAUGAUCAGCAUCCAUCUUUUAAGGACCGGGUGGAUCUGCAGGACAGACAGAUGAGAGAUGGAGACGUGUCUUUGAUUCUGGAGAAUGUGACGACUGCUGAUAGUGGAACAUACGAGUGUUAUGUCGUCCACAAUCGGAGAGGCAGUUUGAAGCUCAUCAACAUCGUCAGCCUGAGUGUUGAUCCUCCAGAUCAAGCUGGAGGACACACAGAGGUUGGAGAGAAGAAGGAUGGAGUCAGAAGAGGACGUCCUGGACUGAUAGCUGGUGUGAUAGUUUUUGGUGUGAUGGUUGCUUUGGGCUUUUUUGCACGAACAGCGGGAAUCUCCCGAACAUCUGUGAACACCUUGGCCAUGUGA
Messenger RNA from Neolamprologus brichardi, 559 nucleotides. NCBI's taxonomy places the organism in Eukaryota, Metazoa, Chordata, Actinopteri, Cichliformes, Cichlidae. The record is from RefSeq and is a predicted model, not a curated record.